Cryptomeria japonica (Japanese cedar) is the source of this 1174-nucleotide messenger RNA. RefSeq lists its product as uncharacterized. The transcript is spliced from 8 exons. NCBI's taxonomy places the organism in Eukaryota, Viridiplantae, Streptophyta, Pinopsida, Cupressales, Cupressaceae. Gene Ontology annotation, cellular component: mitochondrial outer membrane. Gene Ontology annotation, molecular function: ATP hydrolysis activity; ATP binding. The coding region runs from base 167 to 1024 and encodes 285 amino acids. The record is from RefSeq and is a predicted model, not a curated record.
UUGUUAUCUUUCUUAAAACUUUUGUUAUGCUCUCUAGGAGAUUGCCACUGAGAAUAAGUUUGAGAAGAAGAUCCUGCAGAAUGUGAUACCACCAGGUGAUAUUGGAGUGAAUUUUGAGAACAUUGGAUCUCUGGAAAAUGUGAAAGAAUCGCUUAAUGAGUCUGUGAUGCUUCCUUUACGAAGACCUGAACUCUUUAAAGGACAUUUAACAAAGCCCUGCAAAGGUGUCCUACUCUUUGGUCCUCCAGGGACUGGGAAGACUAUGCUUGCCAAAGCUGUCGCAACUGAAGCUGGUGCAAAUUUUAUAAAUAUAUCAAUGUCAACUGUUUCAUCAAUGUGGUUUGGUGAAUCUGAGAAGUACAUUAGAGCCUUGUUUUCAGUAGCAAGUAAAAUAUCUCCAACAGUGAUAUUUAUUGAUGAGGUUGAUAGUAUGUUGAGUCAAAGGAACAGUGAAGAAGAGAGUUCGGUACUACGCAGGAUGAAGAAUGAAUUUAUGGUAAACUGGGAUGGAUUGCGCACCAAAGAAAAUGAGAGAGUCUUAAUUCUUGCUGCCACUAAUAGACCUUUUGAUCUUGACGAAGCUGUCAUUAGAAGGAUGCCUAGGAGACUAUUGGUAAACUUGCCAGAUGCACCAAAUAGGACAAAAAUCAUGAAGGCAAUACUUCGAAAAGAGAAAAUGGCACAGGAUGUAGACCUGGAUGCAAUUGCAAAAAUGACACAGGGAUAUUCUGGCUGCGACCUAAAGGACUUGUGCGUUGCAGCUGCAUAUCGCCCUAUCCAAGAGAUUUUGGAAAAAGAAAAACAGGAAAAGGCAUUAGCAAUAGCAGAGAGGAGACCUUUGCCAUUAGUUAGUGGGAGUAUUGAGAUUCGUCCUUUGAAUAUGAGCGACAUGGAACAUGCAUGUCAACAGGUGCGUGCUAGCGUUUCGCCAGAUUCAGCAUAUAUGCAGCGACUGCUUCAGUGGGAGGAACAAUAUGGCGGAGGAGGUUCAAGGAAAAAAGAGAGAAUUAGCUAUUUUAUAUGAGCUAUGGGUGAAUUGUAAUUUUACUAUUCAUUUUUUUGACUGGAAUACAAUGUCACCUUCUCCCACUAUGUUGUCAUCUGAACCCACUAAAUCACAAAAUUUGCCACUAUUGGAGAAGAAUUUAACUAAUUUUUAUAUAAUGAUGGCUGC